CGAAGAAAGAAAAGAGAGGACAGAAUGAUUCACUCCGCAUCGGAAGUUCAAAAUAUUUGGAACGACGCCAUUUACCGACGAUCACGUCAUUCAUUUAACACGUGUGCGCCGUCCGAGCCGUUGGCGUUUUGCGCACAUCAUGCCAUCAGAUCACUCAAGCAGCGACGAAGAUGACUCCGUCGAACAGAGCAACGGCGAAGAAGAGGAACAACCAACUCACACAACACAACCAGACGACGACGACGACGACGCCGAUGCUGAUUCCAACUUAACCUGGCAGGACCUGGGCCUCGUCGAUGUACUCUGCAAGGCAUGCGAACAACUAAAAUGGAAGUCUCCGUCGAAGAUUCAACGCGAAUCUAUUCCCGUGGCGCUCCAGGGCAAGGACGUUAUCGGCCUGGCUGAAACCGGCUCCGGUAAAACAGCUUCCUUCGCGUUGCCUAUUCUACAAUCACUACUGCAAAACCCACAGCGAUACUUCGCGCUUGUACUCACCCCGACCAGAGAAUUGGCGUUCCAAAUCUCCGAACAAUUCGACGCGCUCGGCGCUUCCAUCGGCGUCAAAUGCGCUGUGAUCGUCGGCGGAAUGGACAUGAUGUCGCAGGCGCUGGUACUCGCCAAGAAACCACACGUGCUGAUUGCAACACCCGGCCGAUUGCUAGAUCACCUAACGAACACCAAGGGUUUCAAUUUGAAACAGCUAAAGUAUCUUGUUAUGGAUGAAGCAGACAGAAUCCUCAACAUGGAUUUUGAGGUGGAAGUCGACAAAAUCCUGAAGGUUAUUCCGCGUGAGAGGCGCACGUUUUUGUUCUCGGCGACGAUGACCAAGAAGGUUAAUAAGUUGCAACGCGCUUGUUUGAAAGAUCCUGUAAAGGUGGAGGUGUCCACCAAGUACCAGACCGUGGAGAAGCUGCAACAAUAUUAUAUAUUCAUUCCAGUAAAAUUCAAAGAUGUGUAUUUAGUACACAUUUUAAACGAAAUGGCAGGCAACACAUUCAUGAUUUUCUGCUCUACAUGUAAUAACACGAUACGCACGGCGUUAAUGCUGCGAAAUCUUGGAUUCACAGCAGUACCGCUGCACGGGCAAAUGUCACAGAAUAAACGACUCGCGGCGCUGAAUAAAUUCAAAGCGAAAAACCGCUCGAUACUUAUAUCUACCGAUGUUGCAAGCAGAGGUUUAGAUAUUCCGCACGUUGACGUAGUGAUUAACUUUGAUAUCCCGACGCAUAGCAAAGAUUACAUUCAUCGUGUUGGGCGAACAGCGCGCGCUGGUCGCUCGGGCAAAGCCAUCACCUUUGUAACACAAUACGACGUUGAAUUAUAUCAACGCAUCGAAGAACUCAUUGAAAAGAAACUACCACUCUACAAAACGGAAGAGGAAGAAGUUAUGGUGCUGCAGGAACGCGUUGCUGAGUCACAGCGACUCGCCAAACUCGACAUGAAAGAUCUGGAUGGUAAAAAGGGUGGCAAGCGGCGCAAAGGCGAUGGCGAUGAUGACGACAUGGAAAUGUCUUCUGGUGUGCGCAAACGUUUGAAAGGCGGCGGUGGCGGAGGCAAGAAAAAGUUCAAGGGCAAGGGGAAAAAGUAACAGGAUGAAAAUAUCUUGUAUUUUGUUAUUUUAAAUGUUAAUAAAUGCGCAAUAUCGGUAUUAGUUUCAAAGAUUAAUAUAAAAACGCGCAAACAAUUAAAAAAAGAUAUUCCCAUAAAUAUCUUCAAGUCUAUACAGUUAAACAGAUUACGCUGUUUACCUCCAUCUACAUUAUGUAUCAUUUAAAAGAUCGUCACUUAAAGUCAACAACAUUAUUUCCACGACGUUUCAAAGUGUUGCGACCGGAAAAUUCGAGAAUGAAUGAGUUUAAAGGUGAAUUUGAAGAAGCAGAUGCAAUUUCCCUUCAGGCAGAAGACAUUUACAGUUGUAUUAAUAAAAAUAAACGAAUAAAAUGUUAGAAAGUUA
Molecule: messenger RNA, 1954 nt
Organism: Dalotia coriaria
Lineage: Eukaryota; Metazoa; Arthropoda; Insecta; Coleoptera; Staphylinidae
Gene: pths
Product: probable ATP-dependent RNA helicase DDX47
Exons: 9
Coding region: 140-1588 (482 amino acids)
Molecular function (GO): ATP binding; nucleic acid binding; RNA helicase activity
Source: RefSeq, a predicted model, not a curated record